AUGCAAAAGAUUUCUCCAGCGUACUUUCAAAAUCAUGUUUUCAAAGGGUUCAGUCGACAACAAAUGUCUAUCAAAAGAAUACAUUUGUUCGGUCGAUCAGCUCUUUUCACUGCUGAGGAGAAGAAAAACAUCCUGAUUUAUAUCUUCGGUAUUAUGCUGUAUAAAUUCGGAGUUGAAGCAUUCAAUGGUGCAAUCGUAGCUCUAGCUACAAAUCGUUAUGAUCAAGAUGCGCACGAAGCUGACGCAUUAACACGUACAUUCGAAAGAGUUGGUCUACUAAUUGGUCUUAACCAAGCAUCCCAAUGUAUUGGUUCAAUGUUGAUUGGCCCAUUGAUUAAACGCUGGCGCACACAGUGCGUUCUGGCAGCAACUAUAUUUAUUUUUGCUGCGACAACAGCUGUUUUCGUGAUCAUCGAUGUUGUCACUGGUGGAACAAUCAAACCGAGCGAUUUUAAACCGAAACAUAAGAAUGACUUUAGCUACUACGGAGAUUAUCGUACUGACACCAUCAUUCCAAUCUAUUGUGUUGCUGGUAUUACGUUUGGCAUGGUUGAAUCGAUGCGUCGUGUGAUUCCUGCUCAUAUUGCUGGCGAUAAUGUUGUUAAAUUACGUAAAAUGAAUUCUUUAGUUCACGUCUUCUAUGAAAUCGCCGGGGUCAGCGGUGCUCUAACGACCGCACUCGUGCUCAUUCCCAAAUUAGGCAACAAUCAUGCCUUUAUCAUAACGCCAAUCUUAUUUACCGCUGCAGGCUUAGUUUGGCUAUUCAUACAAAGUAUGCCGAAAAGAGCCAAUGUUGGCGACGACGAAGUUGCACCGUAUCUAAAGAAAACCAAAGUUAACUAUUUCAAAGCUAUGGGUAUAACGCUCUUAUGUUUUGUCCAAUCGCUUUACUUUGGUGCAAAAAUUGUUUUCACACAUCGAAGAUUUCUCUGGUUGUUUGCAGUCUAUCCUCUAGCAAUCUACUCACAUCGAUAUAUUGAGAAUAGUAUUGCUCCACAAGUUGCUCGACGGUAUUUACAUCAUUCAGCUUGGUCGCAAAUACUCGUUGGCGGCUCGAAUCUAGGUGAAUUACUAGGUGCUCUAUUUGUUUAUUGUUUUAACGAUACUAUGAAAAGUCCGAUUUUAUGGGUACGAUUUGAUGCUAUAAUGUUAAUUGUUAUUUGGUACUUACCAUUCUAUCAUCCUCCAGCUGAUCAUAUCGUACACGCUUGGAUUAUCGCGGCUACUCUGGUUCCAAUUGGAUUCGCUUCGGCUGUUGGAGACAUAUCCCUCGAUGCUUAUAUACAAUCGUCAUUGACACGUUUAGAAUCGAAACAUAAAAAUAUCUCACCGUUGGGAGCUGUCAUGGCGUUUCUCUACUCGACUUAUAUUAUUAUCUACUCGAUUGGAAAUCCAUUACUCGGAAAACAUAUCGAUCAUGUUUACAAUACGAAAGGAAGUGUUCAAUCAGCGCUUAUUUACACAGCUGCAGUACAAUUGAGUAUCAUCGUUGUAAUUAUGAUAGCUGCAUCAUUUAUUCCGAAAGGCGCAGUAGCAUUCAAUCCAGUUUUAAUUGAAGAUGACUCGAUUGAUUCGGACGAGAGCGCACAGAAGCUGAAUUCAACACCGAACAAAAGUGUCGCACUCGAUCAAAUGAAAAAUUAG
Molecule: messenger RNA, 1644 nt
Organism: Adineta ricciae
Lineage: Eukaryota; Metazoa; Rotifera; Eurotatoria; Adinetida; Adinetidae
Source: the annotation of a GenBank genome assembly